AUGUUAUUUCAGAGUUUAAUUGCUACAGGAUUAUUUGUAUCAGCUUUGGCUGCACCAGCACCUUUCCAAUUUAAAAUCGUUACUUCUAACGUUAGAUAUGAUGCUAAUGCCGAUAGAAGAUUUGCCCAUGAAAAGCCAUGGGGUGAUAGAAAAGUUGGACAAAUUCAAACCUUAGGAUUAGAAAGUUGUGAUGGUCCAACUUUGAUUGGAUUACAAGAAGUUAAAAAUAAUCAACUUAAUGAUGUGAUUUCUGGUUUAAAUAAUGAUACUGGUAAAUCAUGGACUUAUUAUGGUAUUGGAAGAGAUGAUGGUAAAACCGCUGGUGAAUAUGCUGCUAUCUUAUAUGAUAAUGAUGAAUGGCAAUUAAUUAAUGGUACCUCAAAAUGGUUGAGUACCACUCCAGAUCAACCAUCCAGAUCUUGGAAUGCUGGGAACAACAGGAUUGUUUCUAUCACUGAAAUGCAACAUAAAUCAUCAGGUAUUCAUAUUAAUUAUUUAAACACUCAUUUUGAUGAUAAAUCUGAAGAAGCUAGACAACAUUCAAGUGAAUUGAUCGCUCAAUGGAUUUCUGAAAUCCCUAACGAUUACCAAACUUUCCUUACUGGAGAUUUCAAUGCUCAAUCUAACGAUGCAAGUUAUCAAACUAUUGUUAAAUCAAUGGAUGAUUCAAGAGAAAUCGCUAACGAGAAAUUGUCGCUUUUAGAUACCUACACAGGAUUCGAACCAUCAGAUGCUUCAUCAAUAAUCGAUUUUAUUUGGGUUCCAAAAGGUUCUAAUAGUCAAGGUUCCAAAGUUACUGUUCUCAACUAUAAAGUUGAUGAAUCAUUAACCCCACAAGGAUUUAGAUUUAGUGAUCAUAGACCAGUCGUUUCAAGAAUUCAACUCAAUUGA
This is a messenger RNA of Yamadazyma jaroonii, 891 nucleotides long. The record is from the annotation of a GenBank genome assembly. Lineage: Eukaryota; Fungi; Ascomycota; Pichiomycetes; Serinales; Debaryomycetaceae.